This is a messenger RNA of Olea europaea var. sylvestris, 1265 nucleotides long. Its product is annotated as AT-hook motif nuclear-localized protein 1-like. Bases 42 to 998 code for a protein of 318 amino acids. The record is from RefSeq and is a predicted model, not a curated record. Gene Ontology annotation, molecular function: minor groove of adenine-thymine-rich DNA binding. NCBI's taxonomy places the organism in Eukaryota, Viridiplantae, Streptophyta, Magnoliopsida, Lamiales, Oleaceae. The transcript has 5 exons.
UUAGUUUGCCUUUGCAGCUGUAGAAUCAGGGUAAAGUUACCAUGGAGUCAAGGGAAGGAAUUUCAGGGGUGACUGUAAUAUCUCCUGAAGCUCCAUCAGGCUACCAUGUUCCGCCGUGGAAGGAAAACCCAACUCCAGUCACUAGUGUACAGCCCAUGACGCCAUCCAUGGCAAGCACAGGCUUGUCCGGUACGUCAGAGAAGAAGAAGAGAGGUCGUCCCAGGAAGUAUGGACCUGAUGGUUCUGCUCGAAUUGUGCUUUCACCUACACCUAUAUCAUCAUCAGCUCCACCGGCUUCGGGCAACUUCUAUGUUGAGCAAUCCAGUGUUGUCAGGCCAACUGUUUCGGAGAAAAAACAUAAGAUUAAAGUUGGAACAGAAAAAAUAGGUGAAUGGGUUUCAUGCUCUACUGGUGGAAGUUUUUUGCCCCACCUUCUCACUGUUGAUACUGGCGAGGAUGUUUCAAAUAAGGUUAUGUCAUUCUCUUUAGAAGGACCUCGAGCUAUUUGCAUAAUUUCCGCUGUUGGUUUGAUCUCGAAAGUUACACUUCGGCAGCCUAAUUUGUCUGGGAAUACCUUGACUUAUGAGGGUCGGUUUGAAAUUCUCUCUCUGUCCGGAUCUUUUACUCCUUUCGACAUGGAAGACCCAAGAUCUGGCAUCAUGAGCACCUCUUUGGCAAGUCCUGAUGGUCGUGUUGUGGGAGGUCUGAUUGCUGGAUUGAUGAUUGCUGCUAGUCCUGUACAGGUGAUUGUGGGCAGUUUUCUACCAAGCGGCGACCCAGAGCUAAAACCCAAGAAGCCGAAAGCAAAAGCCACAUUGAAUAUCAAUGCAUCAAUCCCUGUUGGUAUUCCUCGUUCUUUCGAUGCAGAGAAUAAGAGCUUCGACACAGGCAAUCUUCUGCCUCAGUCUACAGUCAUGACGAAUAAUUUGGGGGCUGUUCCAACUGCAGAAAACUCGAGCAAGUCCACGACGGACAUCAAUAUAUCCUUGCAGGGAUAAAUAAUAUCUCAUGGACAGCAAUCAGUUCCAGUUUUUGCACUCCUCAAAAUCUUCAUCUUGUUCCAAUUAUUGUGCCAGCUAAGACAGAUCAUCGCGCUUUAGUUUACUCCGAUCAUUUUUUUCCUUGUCAGUGUUCAUUAUAAAGGAGAGUUGAAUCGUGGAGAGAGCUAUGUUGAAAGAACACCUUUGUUUGUAACAACUUUGGGUUGUAAUGGCAGAUUAAAAUAUAAGACCAACUUAUGGCGGUUUGGUAGAGCUUUUGUUUUU